GUCGAGGCCGCAGGAGGUAGUCUGCAGAGCGGGCUUGGCCGCCACUUUGUCGCGUCGCUGCCGCCGCUGGGGCGAUGGAGGGCCCGGGGCUGGGCUCGCAGGAAUCACAGCCACGGCCCCCACCAUCCUCCAGGAUUUGGUCGACUUGGAGCCUGUGCACAUGAAAACAAAGAACUUGCCAAAGCAAGAGAAGCUUUUCCUCUUAUAGAGGACUCUAGUAACUGUGACAUUGUAAAAGCUACUCAAUACGGAAUUUUUGAACGAUGUAAAGAGUUGGUGGAAGCGGGAUAUGAUGUCAGGCAACCAGACAAGGAAAAUGUGUCACUUCUUCACUGGGCUGCUAUUAACAACAGACUGGAUCUUGUCAAGUUUUAUAUUUCAAAAGGUGCUGUGGUAGAUCAGUUGGGAGGAGAUUUAAAUUCAACUCCUCUUCAUUGGGCCAUCAGACAAGGGCAUUUACCUAUGGUCAUAUUAUUACUACAGUAUGGUGCAGACCCCACUCUCAUCGAUGGAGAGGGUUUCAGCAGCAUCCACCUUGCAGUAUUAUUUCAACACAUGCCCAUUAUAGCAUAUCUCAUCUCAAAAGGGCAGAGUGUGAAUAUGACAGACUUAAAUGGGCAGACGCCUCUCAUGUUAUCAGCUCACAAAGUACGUGGGCCAGAACCAACUGGAUUUCUUUUAAAAUUUAAUGCCUCUCUGAAUGUGGUUGAUAAAGUACAGCAAAACACUCCACUCCACUGGGCAGUUGCAGCAGGAAAUGUUACUGCAGUUGAUAAACUUUUGGAAGCUGGUUCUAGCCUGGAUGUCCGAAAUGUUAAGGGCGAAACACCGCUUGAUAUGGCUCUGCAAAGCAAAAAUUGGCUCAUUAUUCACAUGUUAAAAUCAGAAGCCAAAAUAAGAGCCAACAAAAAAUUGAGACUUUGGAGGUGGCUGCAGAAAUGCGAGCUCUUCCUGCUGCUGGUGCUUUCUGUGAUUACCAUGUGGGCUGUUGGAUUUAUAUUGGACUUCAAUUCAGAUUCUUGGCUUUUCAAAGGAUGUCUUCUAGUAGCAUUGUUUUUUCUGACAUCUUCAUUUCCCAGGUUCUUGUUCGGGUAUAAAAACUUUGUAUACUUACCAGCAGCCUUUCUGCUAAGUUCCAUUUUUUGGAUAUUUAUGAUGUGGUUCAUGGUAUUUUUGCCUAAUUUAACAGGCACCCCCAUCUAUUUCACUUUUAUUCUCAGCAUAAUGGGUUUCCUCUACUUUUUCUACAAGACUUGGGCAACUGAUCCAGGCUUCACUAAGUCUUCUGAAGAAGAAAGGAAAACGAAUAUCAUCACCCUUGCAGAGACUGGCUGCCUGGACUUCAAAACAUUUUGUACAUCAUGUCUUAUAAGAAAGCCGUUAAGGUCACUCCAUUGCCAUGUGUGCAACUCCUGUGUGGCUCGAUAUGAUCAACACUGCCUGUGGACUGGACGGUGCAUAGGUUUUGGCAACCAUCACUAUUACAUAUUCUUCUUAUUCUUCCUGUCCAUUGUGUGUGCCUGGAUUAUGUAUGAAUCAUAUACCUAUUGGUCACAUCACUGUGUCACGACAUUCAGAGAAGAUGGACCGUGGACCUACCUCAAUCAGAUUGUGGCCUGUUCCCCCUGGAUCUUAUAUAUCUUCACGGUAGCAGCUUUCCAUUUCUCAUGGUCAACAUUUGUAUUAGUUAAUCAGCUCUUUCAGAUUGCUUUUCUAGGUCUGACCUCCCAUGAGAGAAUGAGCCUGCUGAAGCAGAGCAGGCGUAUGAAACAGACAUUGUCCCUCAGAAGAACACCGUACAAUCUUGGGUUCACCCAGAACCUGGCAGAUUUCUUUCACUGUGGCUGCUUUGGCCUGGUGAAGCCCUGUGCUGUAGACUGGACGACACAGUACACCAUGGUCUUCCACCCAGCUAAGGAGAAAGUCCUCCGCUCCGUAUGACGAGAAGCCACCAGAACUAUCACUCUGAUUUGUGUUUGCGCCUCCUCCCUGUGGUCUGCGAGUAAAGCGAAGAUUAGAGUUCUCAAGAAAAACGUCAUACUUUUUUUAGAUAUGGCAAGAUGUACUGUUCCUGAGCGAACUUGGCAGACAUCUAAUAAAAACUUUUAUAUUUUCACAAGAAAAUGCAAGUUACUGUUUUUUUGAGAUGAGUCACUAAUUAGGGAUAAAAUAUGUUAUUUUAGAUACUUCAU
Molecule: messenger RNA, 2192 nt
Organism: Talpa occidentalis (Iberian mole)
Lineage: Eukaryota; Metazoa; Chordata; Mammalia; Eulipotyphla; Talpidae
Gene: ZDHHC13
Product: zinc finger DHHC-type palmitoyltransferase 13
Exons: 17
Coding region: 463-1941 (492 amino acids)
Biological process (GO): protein palmitoylation
Cellular component (GO): Golgi membrane
Molecular function (GO): protein binding; palmitoyltransferase activity
Source: RefSeq, a predicted model, not a curated record